This is a messenger RNA of Calypte anna (Anna's hummingbird), 5418 nucleotides long. It is a transcript of the gene PPTC7, whose product is annotated as PTC7 protein phosphatase homolog. The record is from RefSeq and is a predicted model, not a curated record. The coding region runs from base 474 to 1367 and encodes 297 amino acids. The transcript is spliced from 6 exons. NCBI's taxonomy places the organism in Eukaryota, Metazoa, Chordata, Aves, Apodiformes, Trochilidae.
CUCAGCACGCGCGGGGAAGAUGGCGGCGGCGGCCGGCGGGGUGCGGGGGCGGCGCAGCGGGAGCCACCGGCUCUGACCGGGAUCACCUCACGGCGCGGCGGGAAGGCCCCCGGAGGUUUUCGCGGGGCAGCGCCGACCGAGUGGAGAGGAGGCAGAACCCCCCUUUGGGGGGGGGGGGAAAGGAGGAGGGUGUCGGUUAGAGGAGAGUUGGAAGCGCGGAAGGCAACCCGGCCGUGAGGGGCCCGGGGAGUGAGGGGCAGCGCGGAGGGCCGAGAGCGAGAGGCGGCCCGGGGCGGAGAGGGGAGGGCGAGGAGCCAGGCUGAGGAGGAGCGGAGCGUCGGGGGCUGAGGCGAGCCGGCCGGCGGGCAGGGGAAGGAAGGCUGGCUCCCUGCGGCGGGCGCUCGCAGGUCAGGAGGCGGCUGCGCCGGUGGCUCCCCGCGUUCCUGGCUCUGGGCUGCUGGGCGCCCCACGCCAUGUUCUCGGUGCUGUCCUAUGGCAGGCUGGUGGCCCGGGCAGUCCUGGGCGGCCUUUCGCAGACGGACUCCCGUGACUACAGCUUGGUGACAGCCAGCUGUGGCUUUGGCAAAGAUUUCCGCAAGGGCAUCCUGAAGAAAGGCAUGUGCUACGGGGAUGACGCCUGCUUCGUGGCCCGGCACCGGUCGGCGGAUGUGCUGGGGGUAGCAGAUGGUGUAGGUGGCUGGAGAGACUAUGGGGUUGACCCUUCUCAGUUCUCAGGGACUCUAAUGAGGACGUGUGAACGUUUAGUGAAAGAAGGACGGUUUGUACCCAGUAAUCCUGUUGGGAUCCUCACUGCAGGUUAUUGUGAGCUGCUGCAGAACAAAGUACCUUUGCUUGGAAGCAGUACAGCUUGUAUAGUAGUUCUGGACAGAACAAGUCAUCGUUUACAUACAGCCAACUUGGGAGACUCUGGAUUUUUGGUAGUCAGAGGAGGAGAAGUUGUCCAUCGAUCUGAUGAGCAGCAGCAUUACUUCAACACUCCCUUCCAACUCUCAAUAGCUCCACCAGAAGCAGAAGGAGUUGUCUUAAGUGACAGCCCUGAAGCUGCUGAUAGUACUUCAUUUGAUGUCCAACUUGGAGACAUUAUUUUGACUGCAACAGAUGGACUGUUUGACAACAUGCCUGACUACAUGAUUCUGCAGGAGUUAAAAAAGCUGAAGAACUCCAACUAUGAGAGUAUACAGCAGACUGCAAGAAGCAUUGCUGAGCAAGCUCACGAGCUGGCCUAUGAUCCCACUUACAUGUCACCAUUUGCACAGUUUGCAUGUGACAAUGGGUUGAAUGUGAGAGGGGGAAAACCAGACGACAUCACCGUCCUUCUGUCCAUCGUAGCCGAGUACACAGACUGAUCCCCCCGGGGUGUUGGCUGCUCCCACUUCUCCUUCCCCCCCAGCUCCCAGCACCACCCCUACGGUUUCCUGCUGGCAGGAUUGCUUCUCCCUUCCCAGCUGAUCCUGGGUCUCGAGCUCCUCACCUGGCUUGAGACACAACCCAAGUCUUUGUGAAGAACCACUCUCCUCAUACACUGGUCUGUGUCUGCCAGCAAGAAAUGAAGAAGCUCAAGGCUCCAAGCAUGUCUUUCAGAGCUUACUCAUUGUCCUGAAAAAGGGGGAGGAUCAAUCCCACCUCGCUCCUACCUUUGAGAUGUGACUUUUUUUGUUUUUUUUCAGAGGAGCAGAAUGGGUUUCUCAUCUUCUUUCAAACUAAAUUCAGUAGCUAAAACCUCUGCCAGAGGGCAUAGUGCUCUAUUUACUGGGAACGUUCACUCUUCAUUAAAGGGUAUGUUACACAACACCCUUCCAUAAGCAUAGUCUUGUUACAGUGAUAGCUGAGGUUUUGUGUUUCCAAGCUCCAGUUUUCAGGAGGUUUAUAACUGCUGUAAACAUUCUGCUCUUGCCAUACCUGGUGUCAGCCUAGGAGCCUUUUUCUAGUACGAAAUUUCAAAAAAAAAAAAAAAAAAAAAAAAGAAAAAAAGAAAAGCAACAAAAAAACAACAAACCAACCAUACUUAGUUCGAGUUAAUAUUGGAUGCAAAAUGUGUUUUGUGAUUUCAGGUGCUUAACUGUGAUCUUUAAAAAUUUCUGCAGAUCAUUCGUCCAUAAAUGGGCCUGGUAUCUGGAGGUUUGGGCUGUGGAUAACUUUUUUUUUUUUUUUUUUUUUUUUUUCUUCAUUUGUUUGUUUAAAACAAAAGAUUUAAAAACCCCAAGCUGGCCAAAGCUGAGGUCCCAUCAGCAUUUUAACCCUUGUUGCCAGCACGGGAUGGUGUAGCACAAGUGCUCCAGUGGGAGGAUGCACCAAGAACAUCCUCAGCUCUGAACGUCUUCACUUUGGAGAGAUGAUUCUGUCAUUAACAAACCAUUAAUUAGUGUUAAUAAUUCCCAUUCUUGCUUGUGUAGGACAGAAUCUGCUGCACCAGUUUGAGUCCAGUUGAUCCUUAACCUUUCAGACUCUCAGACAAGCACCUCUUGGCUUCUGCUGUGGCAGCAGCAGUGAGUACGUACACAAACUAUUAAUUAAUAUAAUCAGCAACACAUUUCAGUAACUAAAGUUUAGGGGUUUCAGAAUGAACCUUAAUGAUGUUUACAGUUAUCUAACAGCCACUUUGCAAUAUUACAUUUCCUUUUCAAUGACAGUAGCUCACAUUUUUGUUUCCCCCCCCUCUCUUCCAGCCAGCUUUCCUUUUUUUCUUUCCUGAGGUUCAUACAAAAAGCUGAUAGCUGUAAAGAUAUAUAUAUUUUUGGUCAGUUUUUCAUUAACUUUUUUGCUGGUAGAAAAGUAUGUAGAAAUAAAUUAAAGCCAUGUUUUUAUAUAUAAAAAGUCGGGUAAUGUUGCUGUUUAGGUGAGUGCAGUUAAACUUGGUCAGUAAGGAAUCUUACCUGCUCUCAAAAGGAGAUUUUUACUACCUGGUUUAUUGUAUUAAAACUGUUUAAGUUUGAGGUUACCUCAACUUGUUUAAAGAAUAUUUGUGGACUUGUACUGUAUAUUUGCGUAACUAUGUCAAGCUUUUAUUUAAGAUCAUUUAACAUGUACCAUGUACAUGUCAUUUUACUAUAUUUCAAUGCAUCAUGCUUGUAACAGGCAUUUCAUUUAUAAUAAGUGAUUAAUUUGGGAGCUCUCCAGUAAUUUAUCUGCUAUUCCUAAAUUGGCAUAAUGUUAGCUAUCUAUUUUAAAUCACCUUGUAAUUCCUUGUCAAAAUGCCUUAACUACCCUAACUUGACCAAAAUACUCUUUUGGUGAGGGUACGGGGAGGAUUCUGCUAAUGAAGACAAAUUAAUUAGUUUUGCCAUCCAUGGCACAGUGAGUGGUGGAUAACUUUGCACAAAUUAUCAGUCUGUGUUGGGUUUUUUUUGUUUGUUUCUUCUUAUUUACAACUGAACAAGCUGUAGCUUGCUGUCUCGUUAGGAGGAAUGUAUUCACACUGCAGCACAGGGCUUUGUUUCUAGCGUUUGGGAGGGGUUUUUCCCUCCCCAGUCUGGGUGUCUUUGACAUUUUAUUCUCCAGUAUUUACUGUCAAGCUUCUUGAUUAGAGCAGAUUUGAUCAAUUUCUUCUUUUCCCUUCAGCUUUCCUGAGGGUGAUGCCAACCUUGCUCUCUGACCCCUGGCUCUCAGCCUGCUCCUCCCCAGCCCUCCUUAAGCCCACCCCCUCACACCUUCUAGAACCAUCCAUAGGGCUGAAGCUGCUCCUCUGAGCAGCAUCUGUGGAGCCAUUUGCCUCACAUCACACCGUGAUUUAUUAUUAUUAUUAUUAUUAUUUUGGUUUUUUUUUCCUUUUAACAAAGAACAAAUUUGGAUUUUGAUUUACAAAUCAUGAGUUUAUCCCUCACCGGACACACCAAAGACCAGUUAAAGCUUUUAGCUUUUCCAUCUGUUUAUAAAGCAAUACUGUAUUAUAAAGAACUGAUAUUUUUAUCACAUGCUUGAUUGUUUUUUUGGGUUUGGUGUUUUGUUUGGGGCUUUUUUUUAGUUGUGGUUUGUUUUUUUUUUUUAAGAUGUGCACUCUAAACAUAUCAAACCUAAUUUCUUCCUAUGAACUUAAGCUGUCUGCGCACAACAGAUUCUUUUUUUUUUUUGGCAGAGGAAAUGACAGGGCCCAUACUAUCAAAAACUAAUUUUAAACAAUGCAUGAAGCAGUAACACUUCCUAGGAAUUUAGAUUAUUGUGACUGUUCACCAGAGGAAGGCCCAAAGAAAGGUGUUUCUGUGGCAUGGAAGGGAGCACGAGCAGAGCAGAGGCUGCUGCACAAGGUGUGUGUUUGUUCCCAGGAGGUGGUGGGUGGGGAGCAGUGGUCAGAAGGAAAAAGAAGAGUUUUUUGUACCCCAGGAAUCCCCAGGGCUGGUGGGAGUUGGGGUUUCUGCUGCCCUGUUUGGGUAAAACAGGGCUAUGAUGUGGUGAACUGGGAAAACUCUGUGGUUCCUUGCUACUUUUCCAGCUAUCUUUGGUAGAGCUGCAACAUACAGUUUCCCUCUAAAUGUCCUUGUGUUUAUGAAGGAGGUGUAACUGAAAGAAAAACAGCAAAAAAAAAAAACCUGAAAAAAAUAAAACAACCAAAAAAAAAACCACCAGAUUUUGGGACCAGACAGUUCUGACUGAGUAAAGGAGGAGGAAGAGGCAAAGGACUGGCAAGGAUGUGAGGAGUUAGUGAUGGAAUCUCCAUCUCUUGGUAACCAACAUCCUUUUUUCCAGGGGAAAGCAGAUGGUGUGUGUAGCAACUGGCUGUAUGAGGUAGUUUCUUACAAAGAUAGCUGAGAUAAUGAAGCAAAUCUGAGUCUGUAUCUAAUGAGGUUGCUUUUUUGUUGUUGUUUAAAAUGAGACUAUCAUCUAUGCUUACCUAAGAGGCAAUUAUGUGAAUUUCAUGUCUGAGGUAUAACUUAUGCAGGAAUAGUUCUGUAAAUACAUUUAAAUGAAUUGUAAAGAUAUUUAAUAAAUAUAGUAUUUAUACUAAAAUGUUGGUUUUUAAAGUAAAACUGCAAAAGCUGUGUUUGUUACUGCAGUGGGGUUGCUGGUGAGGCAGAGAUGCUGUGACCUGAGGGAAGGGAAGAAAAUAACCCAAGGCUGAAGCACAGACACCUCUGAAACUCAUCACUUUUAUUUCUUUCAAUGCAUUUCUGUGACAACUUUGGCUGUUCAGUUAAACACCAGCUCUGUACCUGCUGUUCUGUAGCAAUCCUGGCUGUGCUGGGUUUAUUUCUCCAGCUCCUGUGACUUUCCAACAGGAGCUUAAUUUGCCUGAAGUGGUGGCAGGGUUUGAAUUCUCCUGUGAGAAUCCUCUUGAGAGCUGAGCUCCCAAAGCAGUGGGCAGUGCACACACUGAAUCCACUCAAUCAUGAUCUAAAUUUGUCUUGCAUCAUGAAAAUAGAGUGGCAAACAGCAAAUAAACAUUUAACCUGUGCUGGUGCAGCA